Molecule: messenger RNA, 903 nt
Organism: Drosophila kikkawai
Lineage: Eukaryota; Metazoa; Arthropoda; Insecta; Diptera; Drosophilidae
Source: RefSeq, a predicted model, not a curated record
AUGCUGGCCACCACGGAGAACGGCUCCAUGAAGAAGGUGGUCUACACGAAAACUAAAAAUAAACAGUUUGAUGCGCCACACCUGCCCCAGGAGGUGCUCCGCCACCUGCCCGUGGUCGACAACCCCCACAGGCCGAGUGGGCUGUUCAUAAACAGGCCGGCUUUGGAGACCCUGAAAUCUGCGUCCACCGACAGGUGCUUCUUCCUAAUGAUCGACGUUAUAUUCCUAAAGACGAUGAGUACCCGUAUAUCCUCCCUUAUCGGUGGACCGUGGCUAUACAUGUUAUUGCAGCCUGUCGCAGCACACAUCGUGCUCAUACUGGCCACCACGGAGGACGGCUCCUUAAAGAAGGUGGUGUACACGAAAACCAAAAACAGACAGUUCGAUGCUCGGGAGGUGUUGGAAUGCUUGCUGGCAGUGGUCAACGAACUCCGAGGCCUGGGCAUCGAGGACCACCUGCUGGCCAUCGUUGCAGACGAAGGAACGAACAAUGCCCUCCUUGUGGAGGCGGGGUACCCCGUGCUUGUGGACCUCCACCACCUCUUCAAGAGGAUGGACACCAACAUGGGCUACGUUGAUGUCGUCCUCCAGGCGGUCCACAAGCACGCGGUGUUCCGCCAAAAUAACGGAGCCGAAAAGUUCGCCACCAUCCGCGCCAUGACCGACUCCAUCCCAGCCGCCGCCAGGAGAAGGAUCCUUUUCGAAAUAAAGGAGGGAGUGCAACAACGAAGCGUGGAGAGCAUGGGCCGCAAACUGUCCACAGAGACGGCUGUAGCCAUAGCAGACGCCCUAAUGGCCGAGCCCAAACUAAAAGCAAGGCUCCUAGAGAUCCACCAGCUGCUGAGGAGAGUGGUUUGCCUCCUCAGCAUGCUGAAAAAGCUGGACCUAGAUCUGUCGAAGUAA